Messenger RNA from Microbotryum saponariae, 4828 nucleotides. Lineage: Eukaryota; Fungi; Basidiomycota; Microbotryomycetes; Microbotryales; Microbotryaceae. The record is from the annotation of a GenBank genome assembly.
AUGGAGAUGGUGGGGCCCGCAUCUUCAUCGGGUUCAUCAGCCAUAUCGGGGCUUGGUAUCACCUUUUGUCCAUCACCUGAUCCUUCGGCCCUUCGAGACCACCUUGCCAACAAUCCACCCGCCGUCUUCGUCGCUCAACAAUAUCCCGAUGCUCGAUCGCAUGCGUCAUUGCAGGACCCCCGGCUCACCCAGCCGCAAUUCAAGCGCAUCGUGAGAGGAUCGGUAUCUUAUGAUGGAGGUAUGAAUCAGUAUUACCUCCAAACCGGUUCCCAGGCUGCGCAGGUCAUGAUACGCGAGGACUCUGGCGACUCAAGUGCCGGCUCAGCUCCCUCCUAUCACCGACAUCAGCAUCCGAGGCCCAACGCCAUCCCUAUCCACCAUCAGCAAUAUCAUCAGAAACAGAAACAAUUGCAUCAACCAAAUCACCUUCCCAGCAUGCAUGGGCUUCACGCCCCCCAGGUCUCGGCCCAAUAUCUGUCGCCCAUGUCCGAAUUUGAAGCUUCGGAUUCCGACUCACAAUUGUUCUCUCCUUCGUCGCUGUCGUCGCUUCCCUCGUCUUCGGGCUUGGAGUAUACAGCAAGAUACGAUCAGGGGUACUCGAUGCACCCACAACUCCGGCAUGCCCAGAGCAUGUCGGCGCUACCAUUCUCAGCACCGUGGCUACCACCCCACGUCGUUGAGCUUCGAGCGGCGCCGAAUCCUGUGCCGAUCAAACAGCAUGUGCCCUACCUGCGGGCUCAUCCCAGGCAUGAUAUGGAAAUGGAGCAUGGCCACGAGGCCGAGAUUUAUCCUGGGUCCCGAUCCCCGUCUCGCUUGCCGCAGUUCUUGCAGGAGCGUAUCCGACGACAGGCGAUGACUCGCGCGCAAUCAAUGGUCGAACUCGGCAAGAGGUACGCGCAGCAAGAGCCCUCCCACCUCAACCCCAACGAAGCCAUCGAUGAGGAAGAGCGGCAUGAGUUUGAAGGGAAUGCUUCGCCCGAAAGUGUGCCCAGCAGCGCCGGUGGCCUGCAGCGUCGACACCUCGAGCGCCGUCUGAAGGAGCAACACGACUACAUCGUUGCACAAACUGAGCGGGAGCGAUCACAUCGCCUGUCAACUGCCGUCGUCGACGAUGACGACAGAGGUCCACCCGUUCCGCGUCGACCCACAAGUUUCAAAACGCAAGCGAAUCGACUGCGAUCCAAGUCGAUGUCGGCGACGGAUCGCCUCCCGAGCGGGGAAGUCGAAGCUGUGGUCGAGAAGCUGAAGCAACAGAAGAUUUCGGACUUGCGCAAGUCGGACAUGGGUGCCCGUCGGCGAUCUCUCGAAGAUUCUGAUGCGACCGAUGCGUCACGAGCAGGUGUAGGAACGGUUUCCUCGGCGGAACGAGAAGAUGUCACGACGGCAACAGUGAUGGAAGACAGCCUGGAGUCGACUGCCGUGAGUCUCCAACGACAGGGGACCUUGAUGACCGCCGGAGCGAAUCCGUUCCGCCGGAGUAUGGAGCUGGAUCGCUUGCUCGCGCCAGGCUCUAAACGAGCAGCGCCCAUCCCACAUCUUGCCACCAUUGCCGACUCGCCGGCCCUCUCCAGCGGCCUCACCACGUCGAGUGCUGCGUCUCCGGCUUGGCCUCGUGCCCGGUCCAAUACGUCAAGUUCUGCAUUGGUUGUCGAUGCUCCAGCGGAAUUUGAGCAAGGCCUCAAGAGCUCGACCAAGACGCCCCGAGUAGAGCUUGACUUGCUCAUCAAUUCGUCGCUCCUCGUCGAAGGCGGACUAAUGAAAGGACGAGUCGAUGUGCGUGUGCGUCGAAACGAGGUUUAUAUCAGCAAGCCCAAGGUCCGCGUUGUUGGCUUCGAAGGUGAGUCAAACUGCUGUAGUGGCCAAACCGUACCUUGCACUAGACCCGCUCAUACCCGCUUGUCUGCUUUCGAACAGAGCUGGCCUGUGGAGAAGCACGGCACGUCUUUUACCACCAUGCCGCCCACAUCGAGUCUACAACGAUCGCGAAGGACCGAUCGUUGCCCUUCUGCGACCCCUUGGGCGACGACGAGGGCUUCCACAAGGGGCGACUGGGCGAGCAUGCGGUUCCGUUCGCUAUGAGCUUGCCCGUUGGGAAGGGCGCAAAAGGCGGCUGGAAGUGCAAACAAGGCGUAGUCCGCUACAUCGUCAUCGCCUCUGUCAAGCUCAAGUCCAAGCAUGGCUCUGAUCGUUCGAUCGCUCAUUUUUACCGACACGUCGACAUCUUCCCUUACUACAACCCAGCAAUCCUCCUGGCACCUUCACCAAAGCCCCACACGGCUAGAGCCUCAAAGAGUCUUUUCAUGGGUGGGAGUGGCAAGGUCAACCUGGAAGCGAGCCUUCACCGGCAGACAUGGGUCGCUGGACAACGAUGCUAUGUCGAAAUCAGAGUCGAGAACGAGUCCAACAGAAAGGUGAAGCCGCAGCUGGAUGAGAUUCCUGGCAAAUUCACACGGGAGAUAGAACUGACGAGAUCUGGUUCUGCCCCAGAUCAAAUCCCUGACACUGAGUCUCUUGCGGAAUACGGUCGUCUUGCGAUCGGGUGCUAAAGCCUCCACCUCCAGUGAAGGUUUCGCAGAGCUCCCGUUUCCAUCGCAAUCUACGCGGAAAAAGGUCGCCGAAACGACACUGGAGAUGGGCAAGAAGGGUUCCAAGGGAGUGACUGCGAAAGGAAAUUGGCUCGGCGUCGAAGCGGGUGAAACGGCUGAUUUCUCGCAUUCGCUCAUAAUUCCGGUAAGCCGAAGCGUCACAAGAAGAUCCAAUCACCUAGCUGGAAGAUUCUUACGUCAGAUGUUUUAAACAGAAUGACGAGCUUUCCAUUGCGCGUGGGCGACAUCUCGAGGUCAGCUUUGUGCUCAAGGUUGCCGCCGGGAGUUCGCUGUCCGGAGACGUGUCUGCCGAAAUUCCGAUCCGCAUCGUCAAUUUUGUCUCGCUCGACCCGCCUCCAGGCCAUCUUGGGUCUGCAUCUCCACUGCCACAAACAGAAGGACAGCCGCUAGCCAAGGACUGGGGUCUGAGCGAGACCUCUGCCGCGGCGCCUCGGGCAUCUACCGACGGGGCCAGACCAUCGGCGCACAAGAUGCCCAGCGUGGACUCCUUGCAGCUCUCGGAUCUGAUCGAAGGGCCAACAGCGACUCGCACCAUCGCCCGACCGCGGCUCUCUCGUGUCCCCUCGGUCGACUCGAUCGACACCGAAAGCCUGUCUCGAGCCCAGUCACCCAUACCGGACUUCCCUGCCCCACCUCAGGCCGAAGAGUCUGCCAAGGCCCCCGAACCCCCUGUCCGCCGAGGCCAAGUCAUUGUGGGCAAGGCUAUCGAACGCCAACUCACCCAUCAGAUGUCACUCGAAUGUAUCUCGUCAGCCAUCGCAUCCGCUACUGCUCGUCGCCCAGGACAUCAGCGCCAAGAGAGUGGUCUGCGCUCGGUCGAAUCCUACGCCGAGAUCGAGCGAUGGGAGGACACGGGCGACCUCGACCAAGACGAGCAAGAGAACGAGGAUCCUUACUACGCAGGUGGGGGCGAGAAACUUUUUGAUGGUCCUUCCGAUCCAUUCCAGGCGUCUCACAACACCCAGGAUGGCAUCCAACUCGACGAUCUCGACGAAGUCCCCGACGACAUGUACGGCCCGCUGGGCCAACUGCCAGACGCAUUCUCCUCAGAGGAAGAGCUCAAGGAGCUCAACGCGGUCAUGCACCAACAGAAACAGUCCCACUUUAGCGACGAUGACGACGAGCUGGACCACGAAGCGGAGGAUGUCGAGAACGAAGUCGCCGAGACUGCGCACUCAACUGCCGCGCAUCGUCCGGCUCGACCCCGCUCCGUCCUCGACCUCACGACGCAAGAGUCCAUCUUCCGCCAACCUGAAAGUCUGACCGAGCCAUCGACGAGAUCGAGAUCCCCAACCAAGCCCACGACUACCGCCGCAAGGACGUCUCAGACCUCCGACGUGUUCGCCUUUGCCACGCUCGAUUCCCCGAUCAAAGCGAAACUCGACGCGCCGACGGUCAUUGCACCGACACUAGCCUCCCCUCGGUCUCCGGUACGUCGCCAGCCGUCCAAAGCGGCUCUACAAGUUGCAGCCGAAUCCGAAACGAAAGCGACGCGAGGACCCCGACCCCUUCCUGUGCGACCGACAGCGACGAGCUCUACGCUCGCUAGUCCGACCAAGGCAUCCAUGGCACGGGCUGAGCUGAACAAGAAGGCUUCCAUGUCGUCGUUGAAGCGUUCUCCGGGCGUUGUUCGACGCGCAUCAAACAAAUCGUUGGCCGAGGCCUACGAAACGUCUUCGGUGGCGCCGGGGCAGGUCAAGGCACGCGUGUCGCUCGCACCCUCGCCGCGUACUAGUAUUGCGGACCAUCCCACCUCCUCGACCUCGGCUUUGCCGUCGCCUAGGAUCUCUGUUGUGGCUCCUAUUGACUCCCCUCGCUCGCGCCAUUCGACGAUGGCUCCGCCCCUUGUACCCCGCAAAGUGCGUCACUCCCCUUCAUCGCCGAAUCUUCGUUCGCCUCGCUCGAUGGGUGACCUUCGAGCCCCUGUGCUUUCUCGCCGAACCGGCGCCGCCACGGCCGUGCUACCUUCGGUGAGGAACAAGGUUGCCGCUCUUGAGACCCGUUCGGCGACCUUGCACGUCAUGGCCGGUACGGUGCAAGGUUCGUCCUUCCUCUCGCGCGACCCCGUGACGAAUGCCGGCGCGCACUCGUCGUCGAGGCUGCAGCGAGGGGACUCGAUCAGGUCCGAGGUCAGCGAUGCGACCACGGCCGGCUUCGCUGGACUGCAUCGGGCUGAGAGCUUGAUGUCUUUCAAGGCUCCUAUACUGAGGAGGAAGCAGUGA